AUGAAGGUUACUCUCCUCGCCGCCGGCCUCGUCGCCGCUGUCUACGCCCAGGACCUGUCCUCCAUCCCCGAGUGUGCCCGCACCUGCCUCACAGACGCCAUCAGCCAGGAUGGCCAGUGCCAGGCCACCGACGCGGCCUGUGUCUGCGGCCGGAUCGACCAGCUGACCACCCUCGCGACCAGCUGUGUCCUGAGUGCCUGUGGCCAGGACGUUGCCCUCAACCAAGUCCUGCCCGCUGUCCAGACUUUCUGCGCCAACGUCGGCUCCGGCUCCUCGGCAGCCUCCUCGGCACCGGCCAGCACCUCUGCUGCUCCCACCUCGGCCUCUGAGUCGUCGGCGUCGGCUUCCAGCACCGGCUCGGCCUCUGCCUCUGGCUCGGAGAGCACCCCCUCCGCCACCGAGUCCUCGUCUGGCUCAGCCACCGCCUCGGCGUCUCACUCUGGCACCACGCACGCGUCCAGCGCCACCUCGGGCUCCAGCGCGAGCGCCACCGACGCCUCGGCGACCUCCAGCGUCGUCACCGCCGGUGCCGCCCAGUACGGUUCCGUCAGCGGCCUGGCUGCUUUCGUCCUCGGUGCUAUCGCCGUCUUCUAA
Diaporthe citri is the source of this 594-nucleotide messenger RNA. RefSeq lists its product as uncharacterized. The record is from RefSeq and is a predicted model, not a curated record. The transcript is spliced from 2 exons. Lineage: Eukaryota; Fungi; Ascomycota; Sordariomycetes; Diaporthales; Diaporthaceae. The coding region runs from base 1 to 594 and encodes 197 amino acids.